CACGCCCAUCGGAGUUCAUAAAGUUCUGAAAGUCCCGUCACAGCAGCAGAGCAUCUCGAAUCUACUGUACACGCUCCAGGACUGACUUUAACACUCACUUUCUUCUGUUUGCGACACUUUCGCCUCAAGACUCAUCUGAAGUUCUGUUUUAAACUCGAUUCUGUCGUCCAGGAUCUCAAACACUUGACGUUAUCCUGCGAACAGGAGUCUCUUCAACAGUCUUCUGCUAAAACAUCUCAUGGCGAUGGACAAGCGUAUCCUGCAGUCUCUGGGGAACAGCCGGACGCGGCGGAACCUGUUCGGUCCGGUGGAUCAUGAGCAGCUCCAGCUGGAGUACCUCGACGCUCUGAGGAAGGACCUGGAGGAAGCAUCCCGCCGCUGGAGCUUCGACUUCCUCUCGGAGACACCUCUGGAGGGCGGAGACUUCCUGUGGGAGGGCGUGUCCGAGGAAAAGCUGCCCGUCUUGUACCGCGGCUCUCGGGAGGUGCAACCGCGCGGGAAAGAGAACAUCCUCAGAAUCCCGAAGAGAUUCAGCACCGUCCCGCAGGAUGUGGAGAAAACGCCAGAAAAGAGGUCAGAGCUGAAGAGGAAACAGACGAAUAUCACAGACUUCUAUCAGGCGAAGAAGAGGCAGGUGGCCACACCCCGCAAAUCAGGACAAUAACACACACACACACACACACACACUCAGGAACACUAGUGUGUCUCGUCAGGACUCGUCUCUUCAUAGGAGGAACACAGACACACUAGAACUGAUGUAAACCACCGCUGCUUCUCACUAGAUCUUCUGUUUUUCAACACUGGCGUCUCCCUUCAUCUCUUCCAGAACUCUCAACAAUCAUUAAUAGUAGUUUUCUGUCGCAGUCGCACUGUUGGAUCUGUGCGGGGGUCAUGGACCGAAUCAAGAAACACACAGCGGACUGUUCCACAACUUAUUUAGCAUCUUCCAUCAUGUUUUUGUUUGACUGAGAAAUUGUUUCUCUGUCGUUCCUCUUCCUGUUUAUAUGUUUGCAUGUCAACGGUUAACAUUUAUGCUUAAUGAUGUUUAAGAGAAUGUGUUAAAAUCUUUUUUAAAUCCACUAGGAUUUGUCUCUCAGUGGGACCACAAAAUUUCAUGACCGAUUAUAACACUGAUUUUUCGGUGUGCAUGUAUACAAAUGUAUUGCUUCAUUGCACAAUACUUGUAGCUACUUUUAACUAACAUUUGGUGCCAAAGGUUAUUUAUUUUUUUUGUUAUUUUUUACAGAUAUAGUUAUUUAUAAUACAAACCCUUCUUAUCCGCCUGGAUGUUCUCGGACAACUCUCGUAAAGGAACUGCAAUUAUGUUUUUACAAAAUUUAUUUAUAAACACUUGGGCGUCGUUUGCAAAACACGAGCUGAAUGAAAUCUCUACAGAUCCUUUGUAAGUUGCGUUAAAUUUAAAUUGCGUUAAAUUAGGUUAUGAAUGUUUAAAUGAAGAAUUUGCACAGAAUUUGUUCUGUUUGCGUUCCGUGAACACUGCCCCUGCAUCUACAGCAUAUUCACAAACACUCUCAGUUUUACUUGUAGUUAAGGAAAUUCAAGUAACAUAACGUUUAUUUGAAAUAAACAUAAUCACAGAUAUGAACACUAAGAGUUCUACAUUCGCUAAUUGAGUGUUAAGUUUCAGCAAACAUUUACUGAAUCUGUUCUGUGAUCGUUCUUGUCUACUUGUAGAUUUCUGCGACUUGUCUGUAAAUAUCCUGUAGAUAUCCAGACUAUUCGCCGUUGAUGGAGAAUUGCACUUGUUAUUUUGAGUAGUCUAGCUUGCACAUGUCUGUUUUUGUUAAAGAGCUCAGAAUAUAUGAUGUAUUUAUUUUAUGGAUAAAUAUUGUAUUGUAGAUAGACAUAUAAUUGUUCUUGUAGUAAAGCCGUCUAUAAACAGAAACUCUGGUGUGUGUGAUUGAUAUGUACAAAUAAUAUUCCUCUAAAUAUUCA
Carassius auratus (goldfish) is the source of this 1956-nucleotide messenger RNA. RefSeq names its product cyclin-dependent kinase inhibitor 1-like. The record is from RefSeq and is a predicted model, not a curated record. Gene Ontology annotation, biological process: signal transduction by p53 class mediator; DNA damage response; regulation of G1/S transition of mitotic cell cycle. The transcript has 3 exons. Gene Ontology annotation, cellular component: nucleus; cyclin-dependent protein kinase holoenzyme complex. Bases 239 to 664 code for a protein of 141 amino acids. Gene Ontology annotation, molecular function: cyclin-dependent protein serine/threonine kinase inhibitor activity. Lineage: Eukaryota; Metazoa; Chordata; Actinopteri; Cypriniformes; Cyprinidae.